Messenger RNA from Aureobasidium uvarum, 2718 nucleotides. Lineage: Eukaryota; Fungi; Ascomycota; Dothideomycetes; Dothideales; Saccotheciaceae. The record is from the annotation of a GenBank genome assembly.
CAUCUUCGAUACCUAGGCAUGGCUUACGUCCUCUCUCUACUGCCCCAGAGUCCGCUGGGCGCUUCUUACGAUCAGCGAAGUUACGAAAGAUCAUGGUCAUCGUUGGGCAGUACAGGUACUGUUCAUCACCGACGUUCGAGACAGCUAUCCGUCGGCUCCUUGGCCUCUGCAGCCUCGGUAUGUGGUCCAUCCUGGCGCUCGCCCUCGAACCAUGGCACACCGCUCCGAUCAACGUCAUACUCGGACUUUGAGAACGGUACAGAUCCUGCAGCACUCCAUCGUCCAAUUGCUACAAGCAACAUGUCUCGACCCGUGAGCGUGCCACCUGCUGUCCCUCAGCUCGUGCCUCUCGUCACACCCCUACCGUCUCCUGUCGAGUCAGAACCAUUGCUUGGUACGCCAGCUUUAAAGAGCCAACACUCCGCUUUGGAUCUUGUCGACGAGGAAAGAGGAUCUUGGGCUUCAUCCGCCAACUUCGUCACCGCAGUCAAGUCAGCUACCAUGACGGUUGCAAGUGCAAGCAUCGCUCCCAUAUCAAGGUCAGCCAGCAAGAGGUCUGGCCAUCCCAGGCUCUACCGUAGGAGCAGUGGGUUGUUCGAGUCAGAGCCUCGCUUCUCGACUGAUAGUGGUCGUCCAUCCCUGAGCCUUAUCAUCGAUGAUGCUGCCCGCCAGAGAGCAAAGAAACGUAUAGAGAAAAUCGAAGAGUUGAUCAAGACCGAGGAAAGCUACCUUUCGGACCUGAAAGCGCUAAGUAACACUCGUGCCUCGGCUCGCAGCAACAUCACCAACAUGAUUCAGCUCCACACUGAGCUGCUAGAAGACCUGCACCGCGUGAUACCCUUUUCGGAACAUGACCAAGCAAUCACCGAGACAUCGACGCCCAAGCGCAAGCCUUAUCAUGUCAGAUGGCACAGCGAGGACUCUAAACCUGUGCGAAGAACCCCUCUGGGGACCAGUCAUACUGGAUGGUCGAAUCGCUAUUCGCUUGACUCGCACAGAUCUCCAAGCCAGGAACCACUGUCUCUCACCUGCACACCCACCACAGCUGCUGACGUUGGUCGCAUCUUCGCGAAGAAUGUCAGUAUACUUGCCCUGCUCUCAACCUAUCGUGAUGCUGACAGCGCCAAUAGANUCAAGCGGUUCGCAUUGUAUGAAGAGUACAGUGCAAGGUGCGAGUCGAUGCAUGACGAUAUCGAUUUCACUCAGAGAUCAUCCUUCUCCGUCUGGGACUACGACAAAGCUAUCGAGACACUUUCAGCUUCUGUAAACCCUGUCAAAAGCCGAGAAGCAAAUCGCAGAAAGGCGCUCAGCAUCAAAGACUUGCUCAUCAAGCGAAUCACUCGCUACGAGUUGCUCUUCAAGGAUCUAUGUAGAGUCACGCCUUCUUGUGAUGAUCCCACAUCCCAUGCAGUCCUGGACGAUGUCCUUUAUCGCCUGGGCGAGACGUGCCGCAAUGUCGAUGAUGCAAAGGAUAAUCCAGACAAGCUUCGGGUGAUGGAGAACUCCAGGCUGCUUCAAGAUCGACUUUGCUUCUCAGAUAAGGUGAGAAGCGUUCCACUCUGUACAACAACUGUUUCUAAUUUGAGCAAGAUUCCGCGUGAGCUUCUCUUUCAGCGCCUCGGCAGACUGACCCUUUGCGGCACUUUGUACAUCGCCUAUCGGAACAAGACCACUUUCCAGGGAUGUUACAUGAUCUGUGUCUUGUAUGAGUCAUGCCUUCUGCUUGCUCUACCAGAUCGCUCCUCUUCCAAGUACAAGGUCGUACAUGUUGCUGAAGGCCAUAGCGCUCCCAUCGACCUUCAAUCACCACUCACCAGAGAUAUACGCAGUUUCGGCAAAGCUUAUAGCAAAGCUAGAGGCUUUGUUCGCCGACUAUCUGUACAGCGUACGGCAACACUGGGACCGAUGACGGACUGCAACCAGGUCAUUAUCAUGCACACCUCAGCUCCCAAGGACGACUUGAACAACGCCUCCACAUCCUCACUGCCUGGACGUUCAAAGUCACUUCCUACUACCAGCGGCGUACCCAUCUUGGCACCCAUGAGAGCGGAGCGUAUCAAAGUGGAGGCGGGGAUGUUCGACGUGUGGACGAAAGACUCGAUCCCGUAUCCAGGAAUGGGCUCAAGGCGUACCGAGAACAUCUUCAAGGACACGGCCAGUGACCUCCUUCGCAAGCUGAGCAUGGCCAGCAUUGCCAGUAACUUUUCCAGGCGAUCUAUAAGCUAUACGAGCGUCCACCAAAGCCAUCAAGCUCCAGAAAAGCUCGUCAAGGCCAAGCCAGUGCCACGUCCCGACACCCUCAAACCAAAGCGUCCACCUCUUGUCAAUUUCCACAAUGCGCCGGAUGCGUUCUUGCCGGAGGACUUUGAACUGCAAGGGCCUGAUCUGAAGCGUAGCCGUAGGCUGGGGUUGCGAACGUUGACGAUGACAGACCGACCUCGGUCACCCUUCUUCUUUACAGAAAACAAGGCGCCCGAUAUCAAGCGAGCCAAGAGUACGACACAGGCGCGUGCGUCGACAGAGACCGAGGUCAAAGCUGAAACGGUGGAGGAAUCGGGCAGGAAGGACAGCUUGCAACCAUUUCAGAGCAAUGUCGGCAAUACGGUGGCGAACGAGGGAAAGGUCGAGAUGAAAGCUGCAGAGUCUGAAGUGAUGAGAAAGAAGAGACCAAGACUCUUGCGGUAUCUGACCAGCAAGUCUCGGGUCGGUGACGAAUGA